AUGGCUGCCAUGUACGACUACGAAGUGGUGGGCGUUCACCAGCUUACAGGCAUUGUAAAUGUUAUGAGGUUGAAAAAUAAAGGCAAUGUCGGGGCAACUACUACGAGAAAUAAACCGUCAUUAACAAAACCGCAGACAGAUAACAAGCCAAACAAAACUGAACAAUCUUCAAAUUCGGGAUUCCAGUUCUAUUCUACCGAUGUUAAUGACUCUUCUUCCACCGAUUCUGACAGCUCUAAUAUUCCUAGCGAUAAACCUAAGCCAAGUAUCGAACCAACCAACAAAGGCUUUUGGAUUACUGGAAUCGCAUUUAUUGCAGUUUCUGGGCUUGUUGCAUUCCAUGUUUUAAAAAAACAAAAUUCACGUUCUUGUCCAAACAAAACUGAACAAUCUUUAAACUCAGGAUUCCAGCAGUACUAUUCUACCGAUGUCAAUGACUCUUCUUCCACCGAUUCUGACAGCACGGAUAACAGGCCAAACAAAACUGCACAAUCUUUAAAGUCAGGAUUGCUGUACGAUGACUCGUCUUCCACCGAUUCUGACAGCUCUAUUAUUCCUAGCGAUGAACCUAAGCCAAGUAUCGAACCAACCAACAAAUGCUUUUGGAUUACUGGAAUCGCAUUUAUUGCAGUUGCUGGACUUGUUGCAUUCCAUGUUUUAAAAAAACAAAAUUCACGUUCUUGUGUAACAAAUGAUAUAGUAGGGUUGGAGAAGAUGGGACGCAGUCUAGACUUUUUUGAAACUUUCUUUUUACGAACCCCCAAUUAAUGAUAAUCAGGAAAAUAAUGUUACAGAAUUAUUCGACAAAAUUACCAAGACUUUGUAAACGCGGGUCAAAGCCGAUUAUUGUCUUUAAAGAAUAAAAAAAUAUGUAAAAUAGAAAGCUCACUUCAAUAGAUGAGCACGUAUAUACUAAAAUGUAAUCAAAGUCAAUUUUAGAAUGCCGAGGCUUCAUAUAUGAUGCUAAAACGUGCAUGAAUUUUACACACAUUAUUACUUAAACAUUUUUUGCUAAUAUAGAUAAAUAUCAUUUACCUGUUUCAUGAGCAUUAUCAGAUGAUCGCCGUUCGUGUAAAAAAAGUUCAUAUAAACAUACUUAGCGGGCACGAAGUGCAGUUGAUGUUCAAAUAAUACCGAUUAUCGUACAAACAUUAUCAAUUUUUUAUAAAAUAAUAUAUUAUAGGUCACAUAUUAAAAACUAUAGCAGUAUGACAGAAAAAGAAUGUUAAAACUUGAUUUUUAAAGGGUUUAAUAUUAUUUCGUGCUAUAUUCACAUGUUUUUCUGAUAAAACUUUUUUUUUUAUAUAAUGAUUUUAAACUGUCCCGUCUUACCCUCUGUGUUUUUCAAUCGGAAAACUGCACCUGUUAUGCGAAUCGCUAAAAAACUCUCCGUGUGUUUUAAUAUAUAUUUUUUGAAUUACUAUUAAUUAAAAUAUAAAUGACAGUCCUUAUUUGUGGUAUCACUCAAAAAGACGUAACAUGUUUGGAUUUUAAAAAUAUUGGGCAUUUUGUGCUUUAGAGCCCGAUUUUUCCCCACUCUAUACAAUACAUUAUGAUAUGAUUUAAGUCUAAAGCCUACAGUGUGAUAAUUGAGAGAUGCGGAAAAAAUUGUGACAAAAGACAAACAAGACAUUUGACUAAAAAUGUAUAUAAGGUUGGGGUAAGAUGGGACACCUGUAGCACUUAAUAUAUAAAUAUCCUGAUCGUGUUUUAAACAUUUAACAACGGUCUAUGGGAGUCGUGAAGAAGCGUUUUUGGAAUUCUUCUGGUUAUUACCAAAUGAGACGAAAAAAUGGAAUAAAAAUGUGUCCCAUCUUCCCCCACCCUACUAUAUAGUCAUUUUGGUUUGAUUUUAGCCAAGAUAUGUAAAACUGUACAUAUGAGUGCCGAAAAUUAAGAUGCCGUAUAUAUAAUAGCAAAGGAAAACAACAAGAACAAUUGUUGUGUGAACUAUAACAUCAGGCGUUCAAAUCCUGCAAUUCUUCAACCUCAACAUUUAUUUCUUUAACAUGUUUUUCCUCGAUGCCCCAUUUAAUGCC
Molecule: messenger RNA, 2039 nt
Organism: Ciona intestinalis (vase tunicate)
Lineage: Eukaryota; Metazoa; Chordata; Ascidiacea; Phlebobranchia; Cionidae
Source: RefSeq, a predicted model, not a curated record